Molecule: messenger RNA, 1200 nt
Organism: Lolium rigidum
Lineage: Eukaryota; Viridiplantae; Streptophyta; Magnoliopsida; Poales; Poaceae
Product: ras-related protein RABH1b
Exons: 6
Coding region: 154-780 (208 amino acids)
Molecular function (GO): GTP binding; GTPase activity
Source: RefSeq, a predicted model, not a curated record
AGAGCAAGGAGGGGCAGGGCGAGAGGUUCGGGGAGACUCCCACCCAUACCGCGCCACCGAGCGAGCGAGCGAGAUCCCGCCUCCCCCCUUCUCCAUCCACCCCGCCCCGCCGGACCCGAUCCCGAUCCCGAUCUGAUCUCGCCGCCGGACACCAUGGCCCCCGUCUCGGCCCUGGCCAAGUACAAGCUGGUCUUCCUCGGCGACCAGUCCGUCGGCAAGACCAGCAUCAUCACCCGGUUCAUGUACGACAAGUUCGACAACACCUACCAGGCCACGAUUGGUAUUGACUUCCUGUCGAAGACAAUGUAUCUUGAAGACAGAACUGUGAGACUCCAACUCUGGGAUACAGCUGGUCAGGAAAGAUUCAGGAGUUUAAUUCCAAGCUACAUCAGAGAUUCUUCAGUUGCUGUUAUUGUAUUCGAUGUUGCAAGCAGGCAGUCUUUCUUGAACACGUCGAAGUGGAUAGAGGAAGUCCGGACAGAGAGAGGCAGUGAUGUCAUCAUUGUGCUUGUUGGGAACAAAACUGACCUUGUUGACAAGAGGCAAGUUUCCAUUGAGGAAGGGGAAGCCAAGGCAAAAGACCUGGGUGUGAUGUUUAUUGAAACAAGUGCUAAAGCUGGUUUUAACAUUAAGGCUCUGUUCCGCAAGAUUGCUGCUGCACUUCCUGGAAUGGAGACCCUUUCAUCAGCAAAGCAAGAAGAUAUGGUUGAUGUUAACCUGAAGUCCGGCAACGCGAACUCAUCCCAGUCACAGGCACAGGCUGGGGGAUGCAGUUGUUAGCUCCAGUCCCUAACAUUCGCAGCUCAUGAUGUCAAGACCCACAUGCCCAUCAAACAACAUCUACAGUACUGCUCCUCUCUCAGUCAAAGGAGGAUUGAUUGUCUUACAGCAGUGAGUCCAUGAUCCGAGUCAAUGAACAAGAACCAUUUCCGUUGGAAGAUCCGUUUUUACGAGUUUCUAGUAUUUUGUCAGUGGCCUAAGCUAGCAACAGUGUAUAGUUGGGUUGGCACUGUGAACUCCCAUUGCUCGAGCUGAGUAUUAGAGUUAGCGAUUGGUUUAUGUUUCAACUUAUAUUUCUGUUGCCCAUCUUGUUGCAGUCAGCCCAAGUCUGUGUUUUUUCUAUGGUGUAUUGAAUAUAUAUAUAUUGGAAUUUUUGCAAACUAAUAAGUCCUAUGUUACCCCCAGAUUAUGUUUUGUUUA